Molecule: messenger RNA, 2928 nt
Organism: Somion occarium
Lineage: Eukaryota; Fungi; Basidiomycota; Agaricomycetes; Polyporales; Cerrenaceae
Source: the annotation of a GenBank genome assembly
AACGAUUUUUUGCAGCUUUCUCAACCUUAAAACGACUGAAACGCAUAUCAACGGCGGUGAUAACAGUUACAUAAUCGCCUUUAGUUGGCUUCCCGCCCAUGACCAAAAAGCAAUGAGGGGCUAAUGAGUGACAGCACUGCUUUUGUUCCAGUAAACUUAGUGCCUUCACAGUAUUUGUGAGAUCACGGUCUAGUAGGACCAUUUGGUAGGUUUGCCCACAUGAUAAGUAAAGCAGGAGAGUGCCCUAGUUGAUUGCGAAUCAUCUUUUCCACAAGUCCACAUGUGUAGCGCUAGUACUAACAGUGGUCGAGAUACCUCACACGCGACGUCCAGCUCUCAAGCAAGAGAGCGCAGAACCGGACUGUCGUGCGCAGAAUGUCGUCGAUCGAAAUUAAAAUGUGACAGGGCAAUCCCAUGUCAAGCAUGUGUUCGAAGAGGAUGUGCAGCCAUUUGUCCUGAGGGAACGCUAACUGCAACGAAGGGAAAUAAGGUUCUGCAGGCUAGGGCGCAGAAGCUCGGGGAGCAAGUCCAGUCAAUGACGGCCAGAAUCAAGGAACUGGAAGCUGCCCUCUCUGAGGCCCAGAGUACGGUUCAAUCCGCUUCAAGAGCUCCUCCUCCCCAGGUGCCAGAAGAACCAAACAGGGAGCCAGAUGCUGAAGUACAUCGUUUGAUUGAAGCCGUGGGCUCUCUUGCCAUCAACGAUGACGGCGCAUCCAAAUACCAUGGCAGUACAUCCUCAUCCGAAUAUUUGACUUCGUUACUUCCCAGUGACGGUACCGAGAAACUGGCACAACGAGACCCAAAAUUCCUUGGUCUGCCUUCUGAGAUUUUGAAUCUGUUGUAUGCUUUCCCACUUGGGAUGCCUAACUGCCCUCAUGAUACGUCGAUAUUUGCCUGUUUUAUACCCUCGCGCGAGACGGCUCUUGAGCUGGCGGACGCUUAUUGGUUGUGCGCUGCAUGGCAAUUUACCCCUAUCUUGCGGUCGGACUUCUAUGAAAAUAUCUUCGACUCGAUUUACGUCUCAGGGGAAAUUGUUCUCGACCGCAUCCGCCCUCACGAGUUAUCAUUAUUCUUCGCUAUCUUGGCCGCUGGCCUGUUAUGGAACAACGAACCCUCUGCUGCUUACGUUCGUGAUCAGUACGACGCUCUGGCUCGCGCGGCGUUUUCUCUGGCACCUAUCGCGAAGAGCGUUACUUGUACCACCUCUCAAGUCCUCUUCUGCAUGGUCCGAUUUCUCAAUAAUGUUUAUCGGACGUGUGCGGAGGAAUGUUGGCUUUUGCACGGAAUCAACGUGAGGAUCUCACAGAUGAUUGCCCUUCAAUACGACGGCCUAGCAUUCAAGCUCGAAGAGAAAGAGCUGCAGCGCAGACGAUUGAUGUUCUGGGAACUCUACACAUGGGACGUCUGGAACGGAUUUGUUAUGGGCCGUGUCCCCAGUCUUCGAUUGGAAUUUACCGACUGUAAAUUCCCUGCCAAUGACUCAGGCCAUGAACAAGUCUCGGGAGAAUGGGGGUUCCACGCUUGGAAGUUCAGGUACACUGCUGCGAUUCUUCCAGCAACAUUACGACAUGCCUUCAGCCCAGGAAACAUGCCUUACACAUCCUUGAUAGAAUUGGAUCGUAAGAUCCGCACGUUUCCUAUGCCUUCUCACCUCCAACUCGACUUACAAAGUACCAAUCAACGGUCUUGGUCCAUGGACUUACCAACAGCGUUGCAGCAGUUAGGCUGUAUUUUCAUGAAGGAAACCAAUCUGCUUUAUCUCCACCGGAGUUAUUUUGCUAUCGCUAUUCACGAUGAUCCAGUCAACCCUCUGUCACAUUCGUACGGGGCGUCGGUCGUGGCUACUUUUCGGAGUGCCUGCCGUAUGUGUCUUGCGGCGAAGGGACUCUAUUUGUUGCACCCCAAAGCCUUGAGCCAAGUAUGGUACUACUGGUCACAACUUUUCUCGGCUUGCGUUGCUCUGGCUGCUCUGGUCUUAGGCGCUCCACACUGCUCGCUGGCGCAGGAAGCUCUGAUAGAAUUGAAUAGCGCUGUUGCUUUCUAUGAAGAGGGUUCAACUUUAUGUCGGCCUUCAAAGACUAUGCAAAUUUUGUCCAAGCUCAAACAAAGGGCAAGAGACCUUUAUGCUCAAUGCCGCUCCCAACCGAGCGAUCCUGAUCAUUCGAAAACCGCGCUGCGCUCCUCGGAUCCGGAGACUGCUGAUGAGUUCGGUAUUCUCAACGGUCGCAUUGGGGUCAUACGGCACAAGUCGGAAUCGCCAGCCCAUUCUCCAUGUGCUGACCAGGCUUUGCGAAAAUCACAGAGUCCUCCAACCACGUCAUUGAAUAAUCUGCCACUCUUCCCCGUGCAGCUUCACCAUUCUCAGAUAGCACAACCCCAGGUCCCAACGAUACACCCGGGCAACAACCCGGCUUCCUUUACAAACCAGAUGCCAACGUCGUUUCCCACCCAUGACGGUUCAUUCAUGGAGUCCGGUCCCUCUUCCACCACCUACCAAGACACCUUGUCGCGCUUCUUAUCUUUUGGUCCCCUGGAGUCCGUUCCUCAUCCCGGCUAUGCUCAAGGAUUAGAUCCAUCGUAUGAAUUCGACAUGAUGAGCGGGCAAGUACCUUACAAUACUGGCAAUGGGUCGGCUUUCCAGCCAACCCAUGACACAAACGAGGGGAUAGUCCGAAGGGAUACCUGGUCAAGCUUUAUCGAUAGACUGAUGGCUGACCCAACACCGCAUGUAUAAAACUGUAAGUUUUUUUUUCAAGUCCCGUCCCGUGGCUACGAGACCCUCUUCAUUACGUACCUUGUCUCCUGUCUCCUGAUAUUGCUUUCGGAAUAGUUGGAAUCGUAGUAGUAGUUGCUGUCUCGUCCUGCUAUAUACCCCUCUCGUAACUAUAAACUUAUUAUCUUGCUUUCUUGCAUUUUGUUCUUAAACAA